Messenger RNA from Mytilus trossulus (common blue mussel), 318 nucleotides. Its product is annotated as KRAB-A domain-containing protein 2-like. Gene Ontology annotation, biological process: DNA integration. Bases 1 to 318 code for a protein of 105 amino acids. The transcript has a single exon. Gene Ontology annotation, molecular function: nucleic acid binding. Lineage: Eukaryota; Metazoa; Mollusca; Bivalvia; Mytilida; Mytilidae. The record is from RefSeq and is a predicted model, not a curated record.
AUGCAGUCUAUGAGAGAUGGUGAUUUCAGAUUUAUCAUGCAUUAUCAAGAUCAUCUGACCAAGUUUGCUAUAUUGCGAGCACUUACAUCAAAGCACGCAUCAGAAGUCGCCUAUCAGCUACUAGAUAUAUUUUUACUUUUUGGUGCCCCACAUAUCCUGCAGUCGGAUAACGGACGUGAAUUUACGGCCAAUAUUAUAAAAGAACUGAAAGACAUGUGGGCAGAUUGUACAAAAGUUCAUGGAAAACCUCGACAUCCUCAGUCACAAGGAAGUGUUGAAAGAGGAAAUACAGAUAUCAAAGACAUGCUGGUUAUCUGA